AUGAAGUUCCUACGCUCAGGGGACCAAUUAGGGGCAACAGAUGAAACCUACCAUUCCUCUCAAUCUCUUGUAACCAACGACUUCUUCUCCGCAAGCGGCCAUUCUUUCCUACAUGGGAAACUCGAUCUCAAACCGGACACCGGCAAUAUAGAAGAAGCAGAAUUAUCGUUGCGUGAAAGCGGCGUAUUGAACUAUGAGGAAGCCAGAGCUCUGCUAGGAAGAUAUGAGUAUCAGAAGGGAAAUUUAGUAGCGGCUUUACAUGUAUUUGAGGGAAUAGAUAUAGCUGCUGUGACUCCUAAGAUCAAAAUUGCGCUUUCCAGAAAUGGAGAACGACGAAAGAGACAUUCUCAUAAUCAUGGUGAACCGGAAAUGUCUAUACAUUCUGUUGGAUUAUUGUUUGAAGCACUUUUCCUUAAAACUAAAUCUUUGCAGGUUCUUGAAAGGUUUAAAGAAGCUGCUCAAUCUUGCAAAGUUAUUAUGGACAUAGUGGAAUCUUCAUUACCUGAAGGCUUGCCUGAUAACUUUGGUGCUGAAUGUAAAUUGCAGGAGACCGUGAGCAAGGCAGUAGAGCUGCUUCCGGAGUUGUGGAAGCUUGCUGAUUGUCCGCGUGAAGCUACUUUGUCUUACCGGAGAGCACUCCUUAAUAUAUGGAAUCUUGAUGCAGGGACUACAGCAAAGAUUCAAAAAGAAUUUGUUGUUUUUCUUCUAUAUAGUGGAGGAGAAGUAAUGCCCCCUAAUCUGCGUUCCCAAAUGGAUGGUUCGUUUGUACCAGGAAACAACAUAGAAGAGGCCAUUCUUCUUUUAAUGAUUUUGCUAAGAAAAGUCUCUCUCAAUAGAAUUGAGUGGGAUCCUUCAAUUUUAGACCACCUUUCGUUUGCACUGUCUAUUUCGGGAGGCCUGUCAAGUUUAGCCAAUCAUUUGGAAGAAUUGCUCCCCGGGACUAUUCAUCGUAGUGAAAGAUUCCAUGAUCUAGCUCUUUGUUAUUAUGGAGCAGAUAAGGACUCAACGGCACUUGAUCUUCUAAGAAAAUUGUUGAAUGGUAGAGAAAGCCCAAAACAUGUUCCUGGUUUGUUAAUGGCUUCUAAGAUUUGUUGUGAGAAUCCUACCCUUGCAGAUGAAGGGGUAAGCUUCGCUCAGAGAGCGGUUGAGAGUUUGGAUGGAAAAUGUACGCAGUUAGAAAAUGUUGCAAAAUUAUAUCUUGGUGUUUCAUUAUCAGCACACUCGAAAUUAUCUGUUUCUGAUUCUGAGAAGUUUAAGACACAAUCUGAGGCACUUCAAGCCUUGGAGACUGCUGGUAGAAUGACCAGAAUGAUAGACCCGCUAGUACUUUACCAUCUCAGCUUAGAAUAUGCAGAACAAAGGAAGUUGGAUGAUGCACUUUAUUAUGCAAAGUACGUUGUAAAACUAGAAGGUGGUUCAAAUGUUAAAGGAUGGUUAUUAUUGGCACGGAUAUUAUCUGCUCAAAAAAAGUUUUUGGAUGCGGAAUCUAUUAUUAACGCUGCUUUGGAUCAGACUGGGAAAUGGGAUCAAGGUGAUUUGUUGCGAACAAAAGCUAAAAUUCAAAUUGCACAGAACCAGUUAAAGAAUGCCAUCGAGACAUACACUCAGCUUCUCGCUGUUCUUCAAAUUCAGAGAAAGAGUUUUGGUUCUUGGAAGAAGUUAUCUAAGGACGGCCGAGAUCGUGCUAAGAACUUGGAAUUGGAAAUAUGGCAUGAUCUUGCUCAUGUGUAUAUCAGUCUUUCCCAAUGGCAUGAUGCAGAGGCGUGUCUUUCAAAAUCUAAGGCCAUCAAACCAUACUCCGCUUCUAGAUGUCAUGCUCUAGGUAUAAUGUAUGAAGCAAAGGGCCUUUACAAAGAAGCUCUAAAAGCUUUCGCUGAUGCUUUAAACAUUGAUCCUGGCCAUGUUCUGAGCUUAAUCUCCACUGCUAAAAUACUUCGACAUUGCAGUAAUAAAUCAAAUCCUGCAGUCAGAAGUUUUUUGACGGAUGCACUACGACACGAUAGAUUGAAUGCUUCUGCUUGGUAUAAUCUUGGCCUCUUUCACAAAGCUGAGGGUACAGUAUCAUCAUUAGUUGAAGCUGCAGAAUGUUUUCAAGCAGCACAGUCUCUUGAAGAAUCUACUCCACUUGAACCUUUCAGAUGA
Messenger RNA from Lathyrus sativus (Indian pea), 2142 nucleotides. The record is from the annotation of a GenBank genome assembly. Lineage: Eukaryota; Viridiplantae; Streptophyta; Magnoliopsida; Fabales; Fabaceae.